AUGACUUCUAAUGUAAAUAAAAAGAAUAAAUAUUAUAAUCUCGAUGAAAUUCCCUCAACUUUUCAAUGUACAGAACUUUCUUUAGUUGCUUCAACAUCAAAAAAUGAAUUAAUUUCCAACACCUUUACUUUUACAAAUUUAAUGGAAAUUGCUAAAAAAAUUUUAAAUUUAUUUAAAGAAGACAAGAAUCAGGUUAUUGGGGUUGUAAUGGAAAAAAGUGCUUUACUUGUUGGUGUUUUAAUUGGAAUAAUCAAAUCGAAAAAUUCAUUUAUUAUACUUGAACAAACAUCAACAGAAUUUACAUUAUCAAAAAUUAAACGUUUUAAAAUUUCCAAAAUUAUUUAUCAUUCUACAAAUUUACUUGAAGAAAUUUCAAUAAAAUCAUUUCCAAAUUCAAUUCAAAUUGAAGAAAAUUUAUUUUAUUAUGAUACGGGAUUGGAAGAAAAUAAUAAUUAUUUUGGAGAUGAAAGAAUUGCCUAUGCUAUACAAACUUCUGGUUCUACAGGCGAACCAAAAAUUGUCCAUGUUCCUUACAGCUGUAUAAUGCCCAAUAUUGACGAUUUUAUGUAUUUUUAAAAU
Messenger RNA from Meloidogyne enterolobii, 579 nucleotides. Lineage: Eukaryota; Metazoa; Nematoda; Chromadorea; Rhabditida; Meloidogynidae. The record is from the annotation of a GenBank genome assembly.